GUUUUCUGUUAAGUGCCGUUAUAAUGUAAAGAUGAUAGCCCGACUAGCCCAGCCCUGGUUUUCUGUUAAGUGCCGUUAUAAUGUAAAGAGAUGCCUGGAAUGAAUGCGCUCAACUGCGUUGGACAAAACGAUUUGGUGUCCUUGCGCAUCAUUUGCACUAUGGCGCGCAACCGAGAGUACAAUGUGGAGGAACUGGACAAGUACGGGAACACGGCCUUGCUGAAGGCUUGCUAUUUGGGGCGCUUCGAAUGCGCUCGCACUCUUUUGGAGUUUGGAGCUAAUAUUUACGCGGUUAAUUACUUUGGACAAAAUGCAUUAACUUUGGCCACCUACUCUGGGAAUUAUCCUUUAGUUCGUGAGCUACUGCAACGCCGUUCCUACAAGGAUUUUAAUCUGUCUUCGCUUAUUCCCGCCUCUUGUGUAGCCGCAAUGCAAAGCCAUGUCGAUAUUGAAGAAUUCUUUAUGAAAGUGGAUUCAAGUGGUGCGCACGAUCAGACGGUGCACGGUCUUGGCGUAUACGAUUUGCACGAAAUGGUGGAAAAGGCUAAGAAGAUAGAUCAACAAAUGCAGUCCUCUCAGCCCACCUUUAUCCAUCAUCGCUUCCGCUAACUGCCUUUGAAAAACUUUAAGACCAUAACAACAACAAAAUUAUCAUUAUUCAUGUCAUUAUUUUUGGAUAUGCUUACUGCCUUACUUUGUUCGAUUGUUCGGUUAUUUGGAAAAAUUUCAAUAUUGUUUAUUGCUUCUGUCCCGGGUACCCUGUGAUUAUCUAUUUACGAUUCAGUGGUACUUCGAUAAGAAGCCACAAAAGCGAAAUUAAAGCAAGAAUGGAUUGUGCAGAAGAUCGGAUAUCUUUAUAACUAUAGUUUAUUAGUGUUCAAUCAGCGUUUAGAGUAAUUAAAGCAAUUUCACUCUACCAUGCAUAAGUGAACACAGC
Molecule: messenger RNA, 937 nt
Organism: Drosophila pseudoobscura
Lineage: Eukaryota; Metazoa; Arthropoda; Insecta; Diptera; Drosophilidae
Gene: plu
Product: plutonium
Exons: 3
Coding region: 91-609 (172 amino acids)
Molecular function (GO): protein binding
Source: RefSeq, a predicted model, not a curated record